UGUUGCGUCAUCCUCGGCUUCCGGGAAACGAAUUUCCUUCCCUCCGCGGGGGCCAUCUUGUGCUUAUUUUUGUCUGUUUUUAUGUCCCCCCCCCCCCUCCACCCAAAGCGUGGAGCCUUAACUGCCUCAUCGUCAUAAUUCUGAUUAUUAUUAGCUUUUUGCCAGCAAUACCAAAGUACAUCAGUUUUUCCCUUUUCAAGCUUGAUAAUUUAUUCAAAUAUGACGUUAUCCUAAAGCCAUUUUACUACAGCUCUGAGAAGUACAGUAUAUCAAUAAUAUAUAGAGAAAUAUAAAACUACAGUCUAUAUUGAAGAAAGAUAUUUAAGAUUUAUUGAAGAUGGAUGACGAAGGGGAAGACGAUUAUUUUUUUGAGACAGCGGCGUCGAGCCGAACAGAAGUUUUCCACACGUACGUUUGCGCUUUAGAAGGAUUUAAAAAAGGGGGCAAAAAGUGGAAUCUACAGAUGAAACAUUUCACGGCGUGACGGGCAAGUGCCAAUAUGUCAAAAAUGUAUUUUUUUUUUUUUUUUUACAGCGGUUGCCUUUCAUGCAUUUCGACGGCCAUUUCCCCGUUUUACAAAAGGGACGUUCAUAGACGUCAUUGGCAGGAAGCUGGGGAAAAAAGAUGCCGUUUGUCAAAACUUUUCAUUUGUAACGUGUGAAAUAUUUUCCCCCUUAUCCCGAACAAUUUGAGGAACGCGGUCGUGCUCGCCGCCGUUGUUUGCUCACGGCAACGGCGCGAAAAGUAUUUGGUGGACACGUUCGAAAGACAAAAUAUUUGUUACCGAGCAGUUUUUAAUUUUUUUUUUUUUUGUAACUGCGCAUUUUUCCUAGAAAAUUUGAAAUAUGAAGACGCAUUUUUUAAAUCUUAAUUUUAGUUUUAUUUAGUUAAAGUUUUAUUUAGUUCAAUUCAUUUGGUGUAUGUAAUAUAUAUAUAUAUAUAUUGCAUUUGAUUUUAAAAUACACUCAGAAAACAUUUAUUAUUGCACUUUUUUUUUUUAUUAUUCCUAGCUAUGUUUUUAGAAGAAACUGAUUUGCAAUCGUUGGUUCUCCCCCCCAAAAUUUGUAAGCAAAUCGUUUUUUUAAAAAAAAGUGUGCGGUAUCAAAAACACGAACAGUGUACUUAAAUAUGUAUUUUGCGACUCGAAAAUAUUUUUUGUGCGCACGAGAUAUUUAAAUUGUGGCCACAAAAUGUGUUGUUCUGCUCUAUAUUGAUUUAUCGAUUGAUGGUGACGUCAUCCGGCCAAGCGAGUUCCCAGCAUGCACAUGUUGUCUUCCAUAUUUUUUUGUUGUCUUUUUCCAUAUUUUUGGGCUAUUAUUAAAUCUUAACAACUUUAGUUUGCGUUACCACGCGCGUGUUGUCGCAUUUUGUCGGAUUUCCCCGCGCCGACGCUGCGCCAAGAGAUUGAAAAAGAUUUUUUUCAGAUUUUUGAAGGGAUUCGCCGCCGCCGCCGCCGCUUUGUGACCGUCACGAAGUUUCCGGGUCAAAACUUUCACACGCUGACAUGUUGUUUGUGCGUGUCGUCGUGUUCGUAUUGUACACGUAGAACGUUCUGGAAUAAAUCCCAUACAAUAUAAACACAACACGGGUGGAGCUGUGGAUUUUUUUAUCAUUUACAUUUUUGGGUCAUAUUCAACAAUUUCAAAAGCACUAAGUGAAAUUGGUACAAUGUGACUCCAUUUUUGGUCAUUUUUCCGGAGAGUUUUGGGAUUCAAUUAUGUAUUUUUAGAAAUUUUUUUGUUUUUUUUUUUUGUGCAAAGGUGACUUUGAUUUUGAGGCGAUGUAAUGGCAAAAUUUUGAGCCACAAGACAUCUUAAAUUUCAUAUUUUUGGUUAUAAUCAUCGAGGUAGUCGGGAAGAGAAGAAACAAAUUUUGGGAAAACAAAAAAGUAUUUAUGGGAAUUCAAUAAACAGGCGCACAAUCCGAAUCGAUUCAGAUCCAUAUCCAAUCAGAUUUGUAUUUAUGUAUGUGCAUUUGGGAAUAAUAACGCUAAUUUUUCAUUGACGUCACCGACAGAAGCCAUGAAUUUUCGCUUUCAAUGGUUCGAUUGGAGUUAUGGAUCGGCGGCUCCGUUCGGAUCCGCUCGGCAUUCUUCGUCCUCAAAAGUGGGCGUGGGCCCGCCAACGUCAGUCGCCCGUGGGUCACCGCCGGUUCCGUCCAGAAGGAACGUGGAAAAGGGACGACCCCGAACCCACGCUGGGGGACAGGUAGCCGUCUCGCUGACACCCCCACGGACACCCCUCCACGAGCGCUUCACCCACGCGGCAGUCGGACCGGAGGAGAGACACGAGCCGCCGCUGAAAGGACGCGUGCCGGCCUGGCUGCUGGCUGGACGCCCAGAGAGCAACAAGCUAGCAGUAACCAUGGAGACGCACGGCGAGCGACAACAGCGUCAGCAGGCCCCGGCCAAUGAGAGCGCCGCGUCCGGCCCCGGCCCCGCCCCCGCCCGCCCCCUGGCGAUCAACUCCAUGUCGCCGUACGAAAGGCAGGCCGUGCAGGCCCUGCAGGCGCUGCAGGGGCAGCCGCGCGCCGCUCACUACUUCCAGCAGCUGAUGCUGCAGCAGCGCAUCAACAAAACGCAGCUGCACAACAUGGCCGCCGUGCAGCGGGUCAAGGCCGGCGCGACGUCAGACUCCGCCUCCUCGGCCGGCAGUCGGCCCGUCACCGCGGCGACCAUCAGCCAGUCGCUGCUGCUGAGCGGCGGGGCGGGCGGUCGGGGUCAGAUGUUUCUCAGGGUCAACCGUUCCCUGAGAGCGCCGAUCUCCUCGCAGCUCAUCUUCAUGCCCGGCGGGGCACCCGGGGGCGCCACCGUGACGACCGCCUCCGUGGCGACCGUCACCGUGGCCACCGUUGCCCGCCCGCCCAAAGAGGAAAUGGCGGCCACGACGUCCUCCGGCGGCCAAACGGACGGCGAGCUGGUCAGCGAUUCUGUCCGGACUCUUUUUGAUAACCUGGCAGUGAGGGGCGUGUCCUUUCCGAAAAGUCUCAAGACGGAGGCGCUCGAAAAGUGCAAUGCGGCGUCCUCCUCGCUGGUCGCAUCCCUCACCAAGUCCACGCAGCCGCUGCCGUCCCCCAUCAAGAUCCCCACCUACCCUCACCCCGCCCACUUGAAGGCCAACCCCUCCCCCGUCGUCUCCACCCCCUCCCUCCCGUUCUCGCAGCUUCUGCUGCACGGAACCCGCACCCUCACCGCGGGGACGGCCACAAAUGCGUUGGUCUUGGCGUCCGCGGCGGCCUCGCAAGCCCGCGUCCACCCGCUGAACGUGGGCGCUGCUGAGCCGGCGGCGGGGGGCGCCCAGACCUUGGUGGUUCAGCCCCUGCAGAAGAGCGCGCCGGGGGGCGACAAGGUGACGCACCCCAAUGGGCCGGUCCCCAUCCAGCCCAAAACCCUGCAGGGGCUCCGCCUGCCCCUCCGCCUCCCUCCUAAAACCCCCCCACCUAUCCUGCCUGCCCUGUCGCCAGCCGGCCGCCCACCGCGGACGCCCCACGUCCCCGUUCAGUUUGUGGGCGCCCGGCAGAGCGCGCUGGGAAGUGGCCAGGCUUUAGCUCUACCCCGGGGGGGCUUCAAUCAGGAGUUGGCGGCCGUCUGCACCAGCUCGUCCAGUCGCCACACCGUGGGGGCCUCCGUCACUUCCGGGGAGGGCGGUGUCCCGGUGACCUCGCAGGCUCAUCUCCACCCCGGUGCACGUCAGAAUGAAUCUAUGGUGCCCGCCUCUACGCUGCCCCUAGCGCAAGAGGCGCAAAGUGGGACUCCGGGGGUGGCGACUAACUCUGAUCCCACAGGAAACCCCAGCGGUCAGAGCAAGGAUGCGGCGCUGAAGCGCAAGAUGGAGUCCAGCUGCGACUUCAUCCCCGAAGUCCGCCAGCCGCCGGCGUUACGAGAUGACGCCUCAACUCUGCCCGACUCGGAUGCAGACGUUUCUGCCGCCCCUCCGGCGUCCCCCUUAGCGUCGGCGUCCCGUGGCGUCUGCGGUGUGGGCGAGAGGGCUCCUCCCCCCCAAGCGGUGGUCAAGCCGCACGUCCUGACGCACGUCAUCGAGGGCUUCGUCAUCCAGGAAGGCGCCCGGCCUUUUCCGGUAUGCGGGCAAACCAAAGACCCGACCGGGGAGGACUUGGCUCCCUCUGUAGCCACGGCAACAAUGAUGACGUGCGAGUACUGCGAGGAGUCGGGCCCCGCCAGCCGCUUUCCAGGGGCCAAAAGGUUCUGCUCCACUUUGUGCGCAAAGAGGUUCAAGCUCGCCUUUGCCAGGCGGCCAUCUUGGGAGCGUCAAAGCCCCCUCUCCGACUCGGAGGAGGAAUGCGGUGCGGCCCGGAGGAGGACCAGGAGGAGGAAGGUGCCCCGCCGGACCAGCUCGGAAAUCGCCAGCGCCAAGAUCGCGGGCCAGUCGCUUUCGGCCAAGCGCCACUCCGAGUCCAGCCGCUCGGAGAGCGAGUGGAGUGGCGAGGACGAGGACGACGACGCCGCCGCUUCUCUCUGGCCCGCUUCCUCCUCGGCUCCCGGCCUUCGUCGGACCCCUCCGCCUUCGCCGCCGCCGCCGGCCCCGGUCCAGAAGACGUCCGCCGCGCCUUCGAGCCCCGCACGCUGGACUGUGGACCAAGUGUCUCAGUUUAUCUGCUCGCUGCAAGGCUGCGAGGACCUGGCGUCGCUCUUCUGGUCUCAGGAGAUCGACGGACAGGCGCUGAUGCUGCUGAAGGAGGAGCACCUGGUGUCGGCCAUGAACAUCAAGCUGGGCCCCGCCCUCAAAAUCUGCGCCCACAUCAACAACCUGAAGGAAUGAGUCGCUAGUCCAGUUUCGGCGACAAAUGUAGCAGAAUUCUUUGAACAAAGUCAAGAUCCGGGCCGUCGUACUCGCAGUCGACGGCGUUCUUUAUCCUCUGCGAAGAACGACUGAUAUUGGUGCCGCACUGAUGAGCUCCGGAGGAGUUGAGAUGUCGCGAUGAACUGCGGUUUUUAAAAUAUGGGAUAAUACAAACGUAGAGACUUGAGUCACCAAAAAACAAACAAACAAAAAAAAUCAUAACCUGAAACGGUUCCAUUCCAAGGCAAUAGCGUAAGAAACUGUCUUCCACGGACCCAAUGAUGGCGUUCUGGUUCUGGACCACGUCAGCCGGGAGUUGUGAUCUUCUCUGGACUGUACAUUUUUUUAAAAAAUCUUUAUUAAUGGUCUGCAUUAAUGACAUCCUUGUGUCCAAUUUUGGACCGGACCGCAUGGACUUUGGACCGUGGACUCUUUUGUUUCUUCAGAAGCGGACCAUGGAGACCUACCUCCCUCAAGGCUUUUUUUAAUUUACAUUUUUCACAGUUUUAUUUUUGCCGGACGUUUGGAUCUACAGGCCAAACAGUUUUUUUCACCGGCUCGUCCCGAUGUUCUCAACGGAGAACCAAUGAAAACUCGGACGCUCGUGUAUUGUGUGUGCGUGUCUAAUAUUUCCGUACAGUAUUUCUGUUUAAAGUCUGGUCUUCAGUUCGAGCCUUGACCGCCUCCUGGGUCUUCUCUCGAGGGGGAAAACCUGCACGAGACCCGUCAUUCAGGAUCACGUGGAAACUCUCUCAAAUGCUCUCAGUCUUUGUCCGUUUAGCGGCA
Molecule: messenger RNA, 5585 nt
Organism: Syngnathoides biaculeatus (alligator pipefish)
Lineage: Eukaryota; Metazoa; Chordata; Actinopteri; Syngnathiformes; Syngnathidae
Product: polyhomeotic-like protein 1
Exons: 15
Coding region: 2022-4778 (918 amino acids)
Cellular component (GO): PRC1 complex; nucleus
Molecular function (GO): protein binding; zinc ion binding
Source: RefSeq, a predicted model, not a curated record